This is a messenger RNA of Pistacia vera, 1482 nucleotides long. RefSeq lists its product as uncharacterized. Bases 732 to 1115 code for a protein of 127 amino acids. The transcript has 7 exons. The record is from RefSeq and is a predicted model, not a curated record. Lineage: Eukaryota; Viridiplantae; Streptophyta; Magnoliopsida; Sapindales; Anacardiaceae.
CUUGCUUGCUAAUGAAUCUCGACCUCCUGCUCUGAAAUUGAUUGAAACCCAAGAUAAAAAAUUGAAUUGAUUGAAACCCAAGAUAAAAAAUUGAAAAUUAAGUGCAGGUAGCGAAUGAGGAUUGGCUGAAAAUGGCAGGAAGGCGUGGCGUUGCCAGCAAUGUCGUAGGAUGAUUGAGCUCACUGAAGGUUGCUAUCACAUGACUUGCUGGAUUUUGAAGAAUUUGUAGCUGCUAGGUUGUCUAUUUGCAAGAUGAACAAUUUCAGCCUACUCCUCCCAUUGCUCCUCCUAUCACAUUAUCUCAUUCGGAGGAGGUCACUCUUCCUACUACAAGUUUGGGCUCUCAUUAAAUUGCUUAAAAUUUUAGUCUUCUUCUAUGUUUUCAUUAAUAGUAUAAGUCUUUUUACUACUAAUGAUAAAUUUCAUUUUUAUCACAAUAGAUUCCACUUCAAACAAAGUGAAGCACACAAGGAAAAGGCCUAAGUAAAAUGAACAAAGCCUUUGCCUAUUAUUUGUUUAGCUCCACAUGGAAUUUGAAGACAUAGGUGAUGAAGCAAUACAAGAGAAGAUUGAGCAAUUGUUGAAGAAUCGAUAUGGGAAUGCAUGGUAUAAGUUGCACAACUAUUUUAAGAAGUUUACAACACUUGAGGAGACACAAAGAAACAAGUCAAAAGAAAACAGUUUGACUCGAGAUAAUUGGAAUUUUCUUUGCAAAUAUUGGUUUGAUCCUAAUGUCAAGGCAAAAUGUGAAAAAAAAUGAUGUGAAUCAAACAAAGCAUACUAUGCCACACAACCAAGGGUCUAUGGCUUCUCUGGUGGUCCGCAAUGAGAUUGAGAAGGAACUUAAUGGGGAGGAAUGUGAUCAAAUUAGCCUUUUUAAAUUCACUCAUUUCAAAGAAGGAAAGGGUUGGAUACCCUUAGAAGUUGAGGCAAAAUAUAAUGAAAUGAUAGAAUUGAAGGAAAAGAGUUCAUUAGAUGACAAACCAUUAACUGCAGAUGAAAUUUGUGAUCAAGUGCUUGGAACUCGAUCAGGAUAUAUUAAAGGACUUGGGUAUGGUCCAAAGCUUAAGAAAAAAGCAGGACAAAGUCUUCAAAUUAAGAGACCUGUAUCUUAAAGAAUCUGAAGAUAGAUUUAGAGAAUCAGAGGAGAGAAAUCUCAAAUAUCAAGAGAAAGUAGACGAACUAGCCUUACACUUAAAACAACAAGAAAAGAUGUUUGAAAUGUGGCUUGCCUCUAGAAAUCAUCCACCUUCUCUUUAUGUCUCCCUAAUGUUUUAUGUUCACUUUAUCUUACAAACUUUAGAUAAAUAUAUAGUUGAGUAAUUGUUAUAAUGAUUGUUGUAGACUUGUUUGACAUGCAUAUACCUAGAUGUCAAGCAGCUUCAAUAAUUUGCUUUUUUGCAUCUUUUGACAUGCAACUACUAUAGGAGUGGUACCUUUUCUGACGUCCAAGUAGUGAAGAAAAAAGUAUAUAUUUUGACA